UAGGUGAUCCAUCCUCAACAAGAACCUCCUACAUAUCGAGGGAUUUGGCAGGCAUGGUCACCCAUUAGAUUCCUAUCGAGCGAGCCACAGUUUCGCACAUCACGUACGUACCCGUGGCUUGGCCCCCUCCAAUGGCUCAAUCCUGCCUGGCUCUCGCGGUGUGCGUCCUGCUCGUGCACGGCGGCGCGGCGAGGGUAGCCGAGGCGGCGUCGUACAACGUCGGCAACAGCGCCGGCUGGGACAUCAGCGCCGACUUCCCGUCCUGGCUCGACGGCAAGUCGUUCUUCGUCGGCGACACUCUCGUGUUCCAGUACUCGAAGUACCACACGUUGAGCGAGGUCGACGAGGCGGGGUACAGGAACUGCAGCACGGCCAGCGCGGUGCUCUCCAGCAGCGACGGCAACACGACGGUGGCCCUCACGGCGCCCGGCGACCGCUACUUCGUCUGCGGCAACGAGCUGCACUGCCUCGGCGGCAUGAGGCUUCACGUGCCCGUCUCCGAGCCGGCCUCACCGGGCGGGGCCGGCGCGACGCCGGCGAGCCCGGGCGGCGGCGGCGCCCUCUCCCCCGGCGCGGCCGGCGACGCGGGCGUCCCGACGCUCGACCUCGGCGGGUCCCACCGGGUGACGGUGGGGCCCGCGGUGGCCACGUGGCUGUGCAUCAUCGCUGCAGCCCUGUUUGUAUGGUGACGAUUGAUGACGAAGAUUGAAGGGCAAGCGGAGUCAGUUUACGAAUUGCACGAAAUUCAUUCAUGCGUUUGCAAAUCGGAGUCUGUGAGUUUUUGGGCGCUGUGGUGUUUUUUUUUGGCACGUAUUCGUAGUACUUUUCUGGGUUGGGCCGGGCCGGUGUUUUCAGGCUGGUUUGGGCUGAAGCCCGAUAAGAAUAGAAGAAAUUAAUUUGACCUUCAA
Oryza sativa Japonica Group (Japanese rice) is the source of this 908-nucleotide messenger RNA. RefSeq names its product mavicyanin. Gene Ontology annotation, molecular function: electron transfer activity. The record is from RefSeq and is a predicted model, not a curated record. Gene Ontology annotation, cellular component: plasma membrane. Lineage: Eukaryota; Viridiplantae; Streptophyta; Magnoliopsida; Poales; Poaceae.